GCUAUGUGAGGUCGAUUGGCAAAUUGUCCGUGUGAGUGAUACCUUCAUGAGAAUCAAUACUAUGACUCAUAUUGUGAAGAUGCCGUACAAACUGUUACAAGAAAUUACAAAUAACUUCAGCGAGGAGCAGAGGCUUGGGAGUGGUGCGUUUGGAGAGGUUUACAAGGGAGUGCUUGAGGGAAAAGAGAUUGCCGUAAAAAAGCUGCGUUCCAUGCAAGGGAUUAACGAGAAGCUAUUCGAAACUGAAUUUGGACAUCUUAAGAGGCUAAAACAUCAAAAUAUCGUUCAAUUAGUGGGCUUCUGCCGUGAAGAAGAGGAAGUAGUUGUAAAUCAUGAAGGAAAAGAAGUAUGUGCUUUGUAUAUACACAGGGCACUCUGCCUCGAGUAUAUGCCAAACGGAAGCCUUGGCAACUGUCUUUCUGGACAAUAUCUUGGACAUAAUUGGCAAGUGCACUUCAGAAUAAUUAAGGGCAUCUGUGAAGGUUUAAAAUACCUUCAUGAUGUGUCCAUUAUGCAUUUUGAUCUAAAGCCAGAUAAUAUAUUGCUUGAUGGGGAUAUGGUGCCCAAAAUAGCAGACUUCGGUUUAUCGAGGCUAGUGGGACAACAGAACACUAUAAUGACAAUGUCUCCUCUAGGGACACUUGGAUUCUUGCCUCCGGAAUUUAUAAAUAAGCAAGUAAUCUCAAAAGAGUACGACAUAUUUAGCUUGGGAGCUAUAAUUAAAAGAAUAGUUACUGGAGCAAUGGACAAGGAGAGUAUUCCUGACAUGGAUCAACCGGAAUAUGCUGAGCUUGAUGUGUCCGGGUGUAGCACACUAGUACUUCUAACCUACAUGUGCAAGCUUAAGGGUCUGUUUGGUUCUCAGCCACACUUUGCCAAGCUUAACUUUGGCAAGUGUGAAGUUCCUGCAAUCAUCCUAAUGUACAGUACAUGGGUGGUUACAAAGGGCAUACUAGAAGAUGGAACAAAGAUUGUCGUGGAGAAGCUUGAGGAAAAUUCUUCGAUGGUACCUCACAAAGCAUUUCACUAUGAGAUUGGUGAAUCUUGCCGACUUGAUUGGAAUACACGUUUCAGAAUAAUUAUGGGCAUUUGCCAGGGGAUGCAUUUCUUGCAGAAGAAGGGUGGACCACCCGUCCGUUUGGAGCUUAAUCCUAACAACAUAUUCUUGGAUAAGAAUAUGGUACCCAAAAUUGCCGGUUAUGGUGUCGGGAGACUCUUGAAUCAUGCAAGCCAGAUGAAUAGAAGGCCAAUUGUGGGAACAUCUGUAUACAAGCCUACCCAAUAUUAUAAAGAAGGAAGUAUCUUCCUCGGCAAGGCUAUAUACUACUUGGGUAUUUUAAUCGUGGAGAUUGCUACAGGGGAGAAAUACAACGUUCGCAAUGUAUAUAGAGACUGGACAGAUGAAGGUAUAGAAUGGAACUAUUCAUCUUUAGACACCACUGGCAUUAAUCAAGUGAAAGCAUGCAUGCAGAUUGGGCUGAUGUGUGUCGAGACCAAUACACGUCGAGCACCUACUAUAAAGUUUAUUGUCAACAAUUUGAGAAAAACUACAUAUUUUGGCGCGAUGCCAGAGAAGUUUAGCUCAGUUGUGUCCCAGCUCAGCUCAGCAGUUGUUCCCGUUGUACAGAUCAGGUCCGGCUCCAUUAGCUUUGUCAGGGUUCAACCCCGGCGGCUCUGCUUCCCGUACGAGUCGAAAAGAUUGACCUCAUGUUCGCUGUACCUAAUAAACAACACAUUAUUCCGUGUCGUAUUCAGUCUCCAGACGAAAAACCCAAGGAGGUACUAUACAAAGCUACCGUUUUGCGGCAUUGUGCCACCAAAGUGCAGCUACACUCUCACUGUGACAAUGCUUGAGCAGAAGAAAAAUGCAACAUUCAGCAGCCACGAGUUUCUCACCCUGCAGAGCAGCAUAGUGCCGGGUCAGCAGCUCAAAAAUGUAAACGCAGAUUCCGUUGCCGCGUUUUUUGAGGAAGUAAGAAAGAUGGCCGGCAGUUCAUCAAACAAAAGAAAGAUCGUUUGUGAGGUGCAAGAGGUGCGGAUUCCAGUUGUAUGUAACCCACCAGAGAUGAGCACCUCAGAUCAGCGGUCGAAGCUUCUCAAUCCAGCAGAGACAGUAGAACUUGUAUGUGGAGGGAUUUCCCUAAACCUCGUUUUAUCUGUGGUGGUUGGACCAGAUCAUAGCCAGUCCCAACUAUCGGCAGGUGUUGUCCAUAGAUGUUCAUCCAACAAAGCCAUGGAUCUUGACGACCAACAACAGGGGUAAUGCUUCCAUUUGGAACUAUGAGACGAAUUAUAUUCGGGGAAAUUUAUUGAACAGAAGGAAUGGCUAGUAGUUGGGGGUGGCGAUGGGUACAUCUAUGUGUACAGUUAUGAAUCUUCUGAUACAUUGGAAGAAAUCGAGUGUUUCAAGGCUCAUGAUGGCCAUCAUAUCAUGUCUUUGGCUGUGAAACCAACUCAAUCUUUUGUGCUGUCAGCAUCUGACGAUCGCCUGAUUAAGCUAUGGGACUGGGCGAAGGGAUGGGAAUGUAUUCGAACAUUUCAGGGGCACUAUAACAAAGUCACACACAUUUGGAACAGCGAUGCUGCUGAAUGCAACAUCACGUUGCACGAGCAUCCGGAUGGAGUGAUCUGUCUUCAAUACUUCUCAGGUGACAAUCGGCAGCUUUUGAUUGCUGGCUCUUCGGACGGUACGGCCAAGAUCUGGGAUCUAGAAACAGAAAGUUCUGUUGGUCUCAUACAAGGAGAUGGAGAACAGCUAAAUGCCCUCUUCUUGCACCCUGAACUGCCGGUACUAAUUACAGGUUUACAUAAUGGGACCGUCCAAAUAUCGAAGUCCACUAGCACUACUGCAUAUAGGCUUGAGAACAUAGCUAGUUUUAACCUGGGUGCAGUUAAAGCAGUUGGACACAUUAAACGCUUAAGAAGGAUUUUGGUGGCGUGUGACCAAGGACUAGCCGUGCUGGAAAUGAACGUGCUGCUAAGAGCUGGCCUCGGUUAG
Messenger RNA from Lolium perenne, 2998 nucleotides. The record is from RefSeq and is a predicted model, not a curated record. NCBI's taxonomy places the organism in Eukaryota, Viridiplantae, Streptophyta, Magnoliopsida, Poales, Poaceae.